AAGAGGCGCCUACGUGCGAGGAAAAUUCAACACGUGGUGCGGAAGUAGCCGCGCCGUAAGGACAUCAGAGGUUGCCGCGCGCUACUUCACAGUUACGGCUGUCGACGCUACUUUCAAUAAAGUUUGAGGAUUAACCACAGUGUCAACAAUGGAGCGAGUCAGAACGGCGUUCAACAACAUGGUCCGAGGUGGCCGCUACAGCCGGUUCUCCCUGCAGCCGGAGCGGGACGGGGUUCAGCAUGUGGAGGUCAGGCUGUCGGAGGACACCCUGGACGACACCACAGAGGUCAACGGGCAGCCGGCCGCGGGCUACCCCUCCUACCAGCCCCACCCGGCCACCAAGCGCCGGCAUCAGUACUUCUACAUGGCCCUCGGCACCCUGCUCAUCUUCCUCAUCGGCCUCCUGAUUGGUUUCGUGAGCCACAGUAAGCCUCAGCAGCAGCCAAUCAGCUGUACCACAUCAGGGGCCGUUCAGUCGUCUGUGGAAAAUCCGCCCGUGCCUGCAGAAGCUCCGAAACCGUCUAUGGAUUGGAGGGACAUCACACGCCUGCUGUCUGAGAGGCUGAACGCCCAGACGCUGACUAAGGCCCUGAGUGAUAUAGAUGUGGCGUCCCGGACUGCAGGAAGCAGCGAGGACCAGCUGCUGGUGAACCGCAUCCUCCUGCAGUUCAAACAGCAGGAGAUGAAGCCAUGGAUGGGAAUCAACAACGUCCAGCUGCCGAUCCAAGACAGCAACCAGCCCAACACAGUUCGGUUUGGUAAGGAGGUGUUCCACCCUAAAGGGUACCUGGCCUACAGCGCCAAGGGACGCGUCCAGGGUAAAGUGGUGUACGGUAACUACGCUGGCCCAAAAGACUUCAGCCUGCUGGAGGAUAAGCGCGUUGCGGUGGCGGGCAGUGUGAUGCUCAUCCGCGCCUCCCCACAGAUCAGCUUUGCCCAGCAGGUGGCUAAUGCUGCUAGCAAGGGAGCUGCUGCGGUUCUGGUGUACCCAGACCCCCAGGAGUACAAGUACAACGACGAUACAGAGCUCUUUGGACACGUCCACCUGGGGUCUGGAGACCCCAACACCCCUGGCUUCCCCUCCAUCAAGCACACCCGCUUCCUCUCCACCAGGUCCUCGGGCCUGCCCUCCAUCCCUGCCCAGACCCUCACUGCCAGCAUGGCCGCCGCCAUCCUACGGGACAUCGGCGGGCCUGAGGUGGAGGCCCACAGCGGCUUCACAGGACUCCUGAGUGGCGUCACCUACAGGCUGGGAGGCAGCGUCAACGCCACGGUGGAGAUCAACAACGUCCAGGUCGACCGAGAGCUCCACAACGUGUUUGGAGUCAUCAAGGGCUUCGUCGACCCCGAUCGCUACGUGAUCAUCGGAGCCCAGAGGGACUCGUGGGGACGCGGCUACGCCCGGUCCACCGUGGGCACGGCCGUCCUCAUGGAGCUGGCCCGGGCCGUCUACGAGAUGGUGGAGAAAGAUGAGUUCCGACCCCGGAGGUCCAUUGUGUUUGCCAGCUGGAGUGCAGGGGAGUACGGAAACGUUGGCGCCACCGAGUGGCUGGAGGGGUACCUUCCCUCCCUGGCCCACAAGGCCUUCACCUACAUCAGCCUGGACGGGGUGGUCAUGGGCAAGGGCAGCUUCAUGGCCUCGGCCAGCCCCCUGCUGCGCGGCCUCAUCGAGAAGACCAUCAAGGAUGUGAGGAGUCCAACUGAGCCCGGGACCGUGUAUGAUACGUUGGAAGGGAAGGACUGGCUGAGACCCAUGGCUCUAGAUGACCCGGCCUAUCCCUUCCUCACCUCUUCUGGCAUCCCCUCCAUGUCCUUCCACAUCAUCACCAAGGGUGAAGAGGCGUACAGCUACUACGGCACCGGCCUGGAUAACAAGGACCACCUGGAUUACAGCACUGGCCAGAAGACCCCCGAGACCGCCAUCGCCGCGGCAACGCUGGCCGGACGGAUGGUCCUGCGGCUCGUCCACGACCACAGGCUGCCGCUGGACCUCAGUCGCAACGUGGAGGCCAUCGACGAGCCAGUGAGCAAACUGGUCCGCCACAUCGCCCAGCUCACCAAGGACGGCACGCUGAGCAACGUCAGUUACACCUGGAUCGCCAGCGCAGGCGGCUCCUACAGCAAAGCCACCGCCGACCUCAACACAGCCUUCCUCAACACGGACUUUAAUGACGCGGAGGCGUGCCGAAUCAUCAACGAGCGCAUCAUGGUGGCGGAGCAAUGCCUCCUGUCCCCCUACGUCACGCCUCAAGACACUCCCUUCCGCCACCUGCUGGCCGGGCGCGGGGCCCACACUCUGGCCUCCCUGCUGGAGACCAGCGACAUGGAGCACUUCAAGGUCCAGCUGGCCUUGGCCACCUGGACCCUGCAGAGCUGUGCUGACAGCAUGGCCGGGCAGAUCUGGGAGGUGGACAACGAGAUGUGAUCGGGAGGCAGGGAGAGUGGGAGGGAGGGACGGACGGAGGGUGGGAGAGUGGGAGGGUGGGAGGGUGGGAGGGUGGGAAGGUGUGUGUGUGUGUGUGUGUGUGUGUGUGUGUGUGUGUGUGUGUGUGUGUGUGUGUGUGUGUGUGUGUGUGUGUGUGUGUGUGUGUGUGUGUGUGUGUGUGUGUGUGUGUGUGUGUGUGAGUAACUUCUCUGAAAUCAAACCGUUUAGAAGGCACCACCUCUGAUGAAACGUGCAUUACUGCACUUUAGGUAAAAUGGAUGCAAGGUCACUAGCUAUGCAAACUAUAAAGAGUGACAUCACCUCGUUUGAUCAGAAAGACAAACAUGUGUAUGCUGGCGUCCUUGUAUUUCACGAUGAGUGGUUGCUCUUAAGUGUGUGUGUGUGUGUGUGUGUGUGUGUGUGUGGAUUUUGAGGGAUUCAAGGCUGUGUUAGGGUUAAGAUGCAUUGAUCAGAUAAAGAGCAUUGCAGUUUAACUUUAGUGGGCACUAGCUGCAAAGUUUAUUCUGUCAAAGGUAAAUUGCGGCAUUUAAUCGCAACCGAUCAAACACUGUACGUUACUGAGGAGGCUUCUUUCCCGUGAAGACCUCUUUCCCGUGAAGACCUCUUGCUGAAAGCACUGUAAGGAUAUUGCACUUAAGAUAAUUGAUAUCAGUCGAAACUCGCAGUACUAAAAACCAAACGAGAUCUUGAUUUAAAACCUUAAGUGUGAUAUCAUCCUCAAUACUAUUUAUAAUAUUUAUUUUAUCAGCGACAGUGUACGCUAUAAUUUAAGUUUGUCUUUUUUAUUUUUGUAUAUAUCUACGCAACGUUAUCGGAAGCAGUGACUUCCAUAAUUAUGACGGUUAUACCGUCUCAGCCUUAGCAGCAUCUGCUCCUCAGUACCACUCCUGCUCCGUUUCCACGGAGACUGGACCAUGGUUCCCCGGCGUAAAGAAAGAAGUGCCGUUUCAAGUUAGAAAUGCAUUUGUGUCGAUAGCCCAUGGCCAUAUGCGGUACACAUGUCAUCUAAAGGUGCGGUUAAUUUCACAGUAUGAGCUUCAACUGUUUUGUUACACCUUUUUGUUUGGUGCUUUUAUUGUGAAAAGAGAAUGAAGGGCUCUUGGGCCAUCCUAGAUGAUUCCCUAUGGUCUAUUUAAUGUGCUUUAAAGAUGUUGUGUUCAGCUCUCAAGUUCAUUCAUCAAGUUCAUUUUUUGAAGAGAACUGCCCACCGCCUUGCAACGUAAAAUUUUCCAAUUUGGCCAUCCCAAAAUGCAAGACCUUUCAACACCGUCGCAGAAGUUUGCAGUUGUUUGGUUUGUAAUGACCAGGAGUUGUUCACGUUGCCCUGGCUGCAAAGUCAUUAGUCAAUUAUCAAGGGGAAGGCGUUUUGUUAUUUAAGAGAUUUGCGUAGCAGUGUCCUAUAAUGAAAGGACAUAUUAAGAAGCAGGGCCUUCUAUAAUGAAUACAUUAUCGGAAUGCAGUCUUCUGCAAUCAAACUCAUCGUCCGUAAGAACGCCUUUUAGGACAUAAUCCAUUAUCAGAAGCAUGGCCUUCUAUUAAGAACUAAAUGAUCGGAAUGCAGUCUUCUGUAAUCAAACACAUUGUCAGUCGGAGUGCCUUCAGAAUGUUAUACAUUAUCAGAAGCAGGGCCUUCUAUAAUUAAAUAUUGACAUUAUCAGAAGCAGGGUCUUCUAUAAUGAGGUAUAGUAUCGGAAUGUGCGGUCUUCCGGAAUCCAAGACAUUGUCGGAAUGCCUUUCAGAAUGUUAUACAUUAUCAGAAGCAGGGUCUUCUAUAAUUAAAUAUUGUCAUUAUCGGAAGCAGGGCCUUUCAUAAUGCAGAGAAGAGAUGGUAGUUUUUAUCUACCUGUGUGUGUCUAUGUGUGUGUGUGUGUGUGUGUGUGUGCACAAGAAAUGUGUGUAUCGAGAGCAGUGCCUCUCAUAUUUCACUCAAGGUGGAACAACUUAUCGGGUACAGUGCUUCCCAAAGUUUUUUUUUUUAUAUUUCUGCUGCUUUUUUCCCCUGUAGUUUCAGGUUGUGCCCCCUAGCGGCCACUCACGCUUUAUUAGCGGCUCACCCUCUGAAUCAUCCUCUGUUUUACAUUCAAUCACCAUGACACUUUCCUAUGUGUGUCAGAAAAUACACAAGAGGGGGUUGCUCUUUGAGUUUAAAUGUUAAUUUAUUUAACUCUUGGCUGGCAAGGAUUGUGAUAUUCGGUGGGUUUCAGGUUAUGGUUUCUGUCGGUGAGCACCUCAGAUACUGUGUAUAGUUUUAGAACUGUAUCCCCCAGUGCAGGCCGGUGUUACCCCUUUUCCUUGGUUUCUUCACUGCUCUGCAGGACUAGCUUGAGAAUGAAAAUGUUCUGAGUUUCCCUUCGUUCUUUAGCCUUGAAUUCAUUAUCUACAAGUUUCAACGUUUAAAAUACAUCAAAAUUACAUUUUGGAAAUGUUAAUGCAUGUUUGUCUUAUUAAGAAAAAAAAGGAAAAUUACUAUGGUUGAUUGGGCAAAACGGUCUCCUCUAAUCUUUCUGAUAGUUCAGUCAACUAUAUUGCUGUCAUGCAUCAUAUUAUACAUGUUAAGAUUACAAAUAGUAUAGGCAUUGGAACUCCAUAUCUACUUUGCUCCAUAUUAAAGAGUUUUCUAUCCUGAUUCAUCCUGAUUCAUACCAUGUUGUUAAACUUCACUUCUACCUGCACAUUCUGCAAGCUAAUAAAUGCUUCACCUGCUUAAA
Messenger RNA from Gadus macrocephalus (Pacific cod), 5154 nucleotides. RefSeq names its product transferrin receptor 1b (gene tfr1b). Gene Ontology annotation, cellular component: external side of plasma membrane. Gene Ontology annotation, biological process: iron ion transport; intracellular iron ion homeostasis. The transcript has 19 exons. NCBI's taxonomy places the organism in Eukaryota, Metazoa, Chordata, Actinopteri, Gadiformes, Gadidae. The record is from RefSeq and is a predicted model, not a curated record. Bases 149 to 2425 code for a protein of 758 amino acids.